GUUUGGUCACAUCUUGACUGUGCGUUCCCCGUUAAAUUUCUACUUCGGACAUAUAACAUACGUACCGGACCGAGGUUGACGAUAUACCCGACGUAACAUUGCUAUGUAUACGUGCUUACCUCCACGAUCUCCCCCCUUAGGAUCAGAUUUGUAAGAGGCAACAACGGAGAAGGUUAAGAACUGCUCGUUAUCUACAUAGAGGGAGAUGCAUUUCUUGGCUAUAGGCAUAUUGAAGACUCGCCUGUGUCUCGAGUAUCAAUCACGCGUAGGUUCCAAUGACUUGACAGGCCACUCUCCCUAGUGUCUGCCUAGUCAAGAUAUUCUUCUGACUAUGUGCACACUGCUCAUUCUUGUGAAAAAGUACCUAUCUCGAUAAGUGCCAGGUUACAUAGCUAAGUAAGCUGACGACAGUAAGGAGGCUAGGGCAUCUACGUGGAGUGGACCUCGGGACCUACCUAGACGGGUAAGCAUAUGCCUGUAACGAUGCGUUACAACAUCAAAGGAACGCUGGGAAGGUCGUAGAAGCAGCGCAGCCCGUUGUGAGAGGAAGUUCCCAUGCACAAUUGAAUACCUACCUGGAUGAAACUAUGAUGACUGCUGUUGAGGCGAUACCCACGGGCCGACAACUUCAACAUGGGCGACUCGCCUGGAAAUAAAACGGCUGCGGGGUUGCGGGCCGACGAUUUAAUCAACCCCCAAGUUGCACAACUAGGACAACCCACACAUCUUCGGAGCUGUAUACUGUGUAGGCAACGCAAGGUCAAAUGCGACCGACGCCAGCCAUGUUCCAAUUGUGUGAGGGCGGGAUCUAACUGCGUGCACCCGCCCGGGGCAGGCAGGGCUGCUAAACGGUCACGACAAGCUGUCGACACCAAAGUACUGGAUCGACUUUCUCAGUUAGAAACCACCAUUAGACGCCUGCAGCAGCAGGCAAAGGACCGCGAAGCAAGCUCGCACAAAGCGUCGGGCUCCACCUCGGAGCAUGUCUCCUCGACAGGCGCCCAAGCUCAAGAAAGCAACAGCGCGGUUGAUAAUGGGAACCAAGAGACCGAAGCUGCGGGAUUAGGCCGCCUAGUUAUUGAAGAGUCUCAAAGUCGUUAUGUCAGUAACGUACUAUGGGCGGAUCUGACAGAGGAGAUCGAGCAACUGCGUGGAAUGUUUGCCGAGUCCCGUCUUAGUGACGAUGAAUCUGCUCAACCUGAUGAGAACUCCCCGUUACAUGAUGAAGAUCGUCGAAACACGGGAUCUUUGGCCACAAAUGCAGCCUUGCUAGGCUACCGAUCCCUUAGUCACUCUCUAAGAGACUUUCAUCCUUCUACCGAGCUAUCCAUGAAGCUCUUUCAACUAUUUAGCGACAAUGUUCUCCCACUAGUGCGCAUCUUCCAUACAACUAGCUUAAUACGCUUAUUCUGGAGUGCUGCCGCCACAACCAACUCGCUCGACAAAGAAACAGAGGCACUGUUGUUUGCGAUAUAUUAUUCGGCAGUUAUCAGCAUGGACCCGGUUCAAUGCGAAAACCUUGUAGGCCAGCCAAGGUCCGCUAUGGUCGAGCGAUUCAGAUUUGCGACUGAGCAAGCACUGGCGCGGGCUAACUUGUUGAACACUCACAGCACGCUGCUUUUGCAGGCAGCUAUACUGUACAUAUCAGUGUUGAGGUCCGAUGAUGGUACAAGAACAGUGUGGUCUCUGAUCGCACUCGCGACUCAUUUGGCAAGGUCGAUGGGCUUACACCGAGAUGGAACUGCGUUCAAUCUUCCACCCUUCGAAACUGAGAUGCGUCGACGUAUAUGGCAGCAAGUAUGUAUACUUGAUCAUCGAAGCACUGAAUACCACGGUUACGAACCCCGCGUUCUCGAGAAAUCAGCCUUCGAAACUCGCCAGCCGCUCAAUGUGAAUGAUGCCGAUCUUUCCAGUGACAUGACCGAGUUGCCGCGUGAGAGAGAGGGCGCUACAGAUAUGACAAUUGUCCAGGUCCGGUGCUAUGCAUUGGAAAUUCAUUGGAAAAUGAAACGUGCCAGUCACGCCCCCUUUCAAACUCGUGUCAAGAUUAUGGACGAGCACGACAAAUGGGUCGAAAAGUACGUACAACGGUGCGACCCAGCACAACCAUUACACUAUCUUGCAAGAGAAAUUUGCUACAUGGCUUCAGCGCGAGUCCGAUCCUCAGCAUACUACACUGAGCUGAAAACUCGAAAACAUAGAGCAGAAUCCGGUGCUCUUCGUACCAGCAAUGCCGAGGAGUCCAGUCAUGGGGCUUCCGAAGUUGAGCUGGAUUGUAAAACUUUGCGGGACACAAUAUUCUCUGACACAAUCAGGAUACUCAAAAUGACAUUGGACAUAAUGAAAGACUCGCGCCUCAAUCAGUGGGUGUGGCACCUGAAGACUUAUGUUCAAUGGCAUACGUUAGCUCUUGCCUUAUCAGAGAUUUGUAUUCGACCACCCUCCCCUGAAUGUGACGCAGCGUGGAAUUACGCAACAGCGGUUUACGACAUAUGGCUUCUCAUAAAAUUUCGGGACGGCGGAGAACGGGGAGAUAACCUUGUGAAACCCAUCGGCCAGCUUAUUGCUCGAGCCCGGCGCGUGCGAGAAGAACAACAGCAACAACGACAACAACCGCACCAUCAGGCACAGCAGCCAGCAUCGACACCUCUGGUGGGCGAGUGGAUGAGUCCUGGGCAACAGAUACCAUCUAAGGGUCCCGACUUCCAUAACUUGGACGCAAUGCCUAUGAAUCCUGAAUCCCUUCGGCCAAGCCUACCGUUGCAUGCAACAACAAUAUCUUCAUCUGAUGUUUCGCUCAGUACUCCGCCCGUGUAUGAUUUCGGCGACUUUGACACGUUUUUAGAUAUGAUGCCUACUGAGUUACAUAAUGAAUGGUUCGAGUCAACGGCACAAGGUGACCCGACGAGUCUCGCCAGCCAACCCCUUGGGGCGAUGCCGGCAAAGUCAUUCUUCGACUCGUCAUAAGUCGUAAUUGAUCGCAUAGCUAAACGCUUUCAUUACGAGCACAGCUAGGGCUGGAAGCGAAUAUAUGGUAUGUAAUGACUCUAUGUAGCGUCAAUUUUGGAUUGUAACGCCAUAUUACCUAUUGCCUGUGGUGAUUGCAGAGUCACCACAAAGGGCAGGGCUCUGCUUCGUUGUGGAGGGGUAGUCCUAGCUUCUCAUACAGACUCUACUCUGACCAGAUUCUUAUUAAUUCAUAUCUGUAUAUUGAGACAUUCUUGCUCUGGGAAAUGACUUGGAAACAGCAACAUAGGUGAUAGCACAAAAAGCGGUGUCGUUUACUCGGCAUUCAGUCCCCUGGUUGUUAUAAGGAGUAAUGUCAAAACAAGAUCAGCGCAUUCUAUCUUCGUGU
This is a messenger RNA of Xylaria bambusicola, 3355 nucleotides long. Its product is annotated as fungal-specific transcription factor domain-containing protein. Lineage: Eukaryota; Fungi; Ascomycota; Sordariomycetes; Xylariales; Xylariaceae. The record is from RefSeq and is a predicted model, not a curated record. Bases 634 to 2967 code for a protein of 777 amino acids. Gene Ontology annotation, molecular function: DNA binding; zinc ion binding; DNA-binding transcription factor activity, RNA polymerase II-specific. The transcript has 4 exons. Gene Ontology annotation, biological process: regulation of DNA-templated transcription; DNA-templated transcription.